This is a messenger RNA of Gymnodraco acuticeps, 1748 nucleotides long. Its product is annotated as epidermal growth factor receptor substrate 15-like 1. Gene Ontology annotation, cellular component: clathrin coat of coated pit; cytoplasm; plasma membrane. NCBI's taxonomy places the organism in Eukaryota, Metazoa, Chordata, Actinopteri, Perciformes, Bathydraconidae. The record is from RefSeq and is a predicted model, not a curated record. Gene Ontology annotation, biological process: endosomal transport; endocytosis. Gene Ontology annotation, molecular function: calcium ion binding; cadherin binding.
UGUAUGCAGUCUGCUGGGACAGAUUCCCUUCUUCUUCUUCUGGAUCCACUCCGGGUUUUGCGGCAGCCUCUGUGUGUUUCAGGCAGCUGAAUGCAGUCUGCUGGGACAGAUUCCCUUCUUCUUCCUCUGGAUCCACUCCGGGUUUUGCGGCAGCCUCUGUGUGUUUCAGGCAGCUGAAUGCAGUCUGCUGGGACAGAUUCCCUUCUUCUUCCUCUGGAUCCACUCCGGGUUUUGCGGCAGCCUCUGUGUGUUUCUGGCAGCAGCGCAGCGUGAAAGCAGUGGGAAGCAGAAACACUAUGGCUGCCACUCUGUCUCUCACUCAGCUUUCCACUGGAAAUCCCAUAUAUGACAAAUACUAUCGACAGGUUGAUCCGACUGGCAGUGGGCGGGUGGCGGCCGCUGAUGCUGCUCUCUUCCUGAAGAGGUCGGGUUUGGCAGACUUGGUCCUGGGGAAGAUCUGGGAUUUGGCAGACUGUGAACGUAAAGGUGCUCUUAACAAACAGCAAUUCUUCAUAGCGCUGCGGUUGGUUGCCUGUGCUCAAAAUGGCCUGGAGGUGGCGCUCAAGAGCCUUCAUUUGGCCGUUCCUCCACCUACAUUUCACGACACAAGCAGUCCGCAGUUAGCAGGAGGAUCAGCCGGUGACCUUCACUGGGUCGUCAAGCCUGAGGAGAAGAUGAAGUUUGACGCCAUCUUUGAAAGUCUGGGUCCAUCAGGAGGGAUUUUAACGGGAGACAAAGUCAAACCCGUCCUGCUCAACUCCAAGCUGCCAGUGGACAUCCUGGGCCGGGUGUGGGAGCUCAGUGACAUCGACAGGGACGGCAUGUUGGACAGAGAUGAAUUUUCUGUGGCCAUGUAUCUGGUGUACAGAGCCCUGGAGGGUGAGCCUGUUCCCAUGUCCCUUCCACCCCCCCUGGUUCCUCCCUCCAAAAGGAAAAAGCCCUCUGUGCCCCCCGUGAUGCCCCUGUUACCCUCGCCCCCCUCCGUCAAAGACAGUCGCUCCGCCCACGCUGCCUCUAAGGCCCUGCCCCCGCCCCCAAGACCCGCCCCAGCUCCCGCUCCCGUCCCAGCUCCCGCCCCAGCUCCCGUCCCAGCUCCCGUCCCCAACACCAGCCGCCUCCCCUCUCACUGCGUUUUUAAGAAAAAGAUCAAGAAGAGGGAUAGUGUGAAGUGGGUGGUGUCGACAGCAGAAAAAGCUAAGUACGAUGAGCUGUUCAACAAAACAGACGGGGACAUGGACGGCCUCGUGUCGGGACCUGAAGUCAGAGAUAUCUUCCUCAAAACCGGGCUUCCCUCCGCCACACUCGCACGGAUCUGGGAGCUUUGUGACAUCGGAGACAUCGGGAAACUGACCCGGGAGCAGUUUGCUCUGGCGCUUCAUCUGAUCACUCAAAGGCUGACUACAGGACUGGAGCCUCCGCAGAGCCUUUCCCCGGAGAUGAUCCCUCCAUCUGAACCGACAGAACAUCAAGCAGAACAACUUGGCGAACCUGUCCGCUGACUUCUCUGCCAUCAAGGAGCUCGACUCGCUCAGCAACGAGAUUGUCGAACUACAAAAGGAGAAGAUCACCGUGGAAGAGGAGAUCAAGGAGAAAGAGGAUGCCAUCAGACAGCGAAACAACGAAGUGCAGGUAAAAGUCGAACGGUUUGUUUUUCUGGGAGCUUUUCUCUGCUCUCAGUACAGGAAUAUAACAUUCCCACAUAAAUAAUUGACCUUCACCUAACCUUUCUUCUUCCCUUAAUCAGGUUU